AUGUGGUCGACUGCACGCGAAAUCGCAGCCGGGGACGUCGUGAUCAUCUGGCUGACAAGAGACCUCAUUCAGCCCUUGUUAAUCACCCCCGGAAAAGAGCUCAACAGCAGAUUCGGCGUAUACCGCCACGCAGACCUCGUCGGCGUCCCAUAUGGCUCCAAAAUAGGCUCGCGCAACGGCAAGGGCUUCAUCCACGUCCUCAGACCCACCCCAGAGCUCUGGACGCUCGCCCUCCCCCACCGUACGCAGAUCCUCUAUCUCGCAGAUAUCGCUUUCGUCUGUUCAUGGCUCAACAUCAAGCCUGGCAGCCGCGUCAUCGAAGCUGCAAGCCAUCGCAAAUCCCUUGAUUUGCUCGACGAUUCAUCGCCCUGUGUGCUGCGGAUGCGGAAAGUCGCAAGUUGGUCAGACGAGUCUUGCACUGGCUCUGGCUCGUUUUCGCAUUCCGUGGCUCGCGCAAUUGGGUCUAGUGGUCACCUCUGGUCAUAUGAAUUUCAUGAAGCGCGCGCAAACAAGGCCAGGGAAGAGUUCACUCGCCAUGGCAUGGACCCCAUUGUCACGCUCACCCACCGGAACGUGUGCAAAGACGGCUUCACAGUUGUUGACACGGUUGACUCGGUUUUCCUUGACUUGCCUGCCCCGUGGGACGCUGUGGAACACGCCAAGAGGGCCCUAAGAAAAGACCGCAUAACGCGGAUCUGCUGCUUCAGUCCGUGUAUGGAGCAAGUACUCAGGACGGUUAGUGCGUUGAACGACGCCGGUUUCACGGACAUCACUAUGUACGAAACGCUGUCUCGUCCACACCAAGUCGACCUCGCGCCCGCUCUACUGCCGAUAAGCGAGGUCGGUGAAAGGUUGAAGAGGGCGGAGCAGCGCAGAGAGGAGAAACGAUUACGGCAAAUUGCCAAUGCGCGUGCCGCCGCGGGGAAGCGGAAGCGGACUGGCGAAGGGGAGGAUAAUGACGCGGACGCGGCGGGGAUCGCGGGAAAAAGACAUAAGAUGGGCGGCGACGGAGAUCUCAAAGGCAGCGAGCCUGAACAAGCGCCCGCCACGUUUGACUCCGAUCCUGCGCCGGCAAAAUCGGAGGAAUUGCCGUCUGUUUCGGCGUCUCCUCCUGGCGCUGUCGCAUCAUCGCCGGCGGCGGACAAGAUUGGCCUCUCGAAAGCGUUCCCUGAAGUGCGAGGGCACACAUCAUACCUCACCUUCGCUUGCCUGCUGCCACUGUCCUUGAGCGCUGCGGCCGCUCUGGAGCCAAAUACAGACGCUUCCGACGUGGAGCCACCUUUCCAGGCAAGUGAAAAUAAGGAUAAUACUACUGGUCUAACUGCUGUGUAA
Molecule: messenger RNA, 1332 nt
Organism: Fibroporia radiculosa
Lineage: Eukaryota; Fungi; Basidiomycota; Agaricomycetes; Polyporales; Fibroporiaceae
Exons: 10
Coding region: 1-1332 (443 amino acids)
Biological process (GO): tRNA methylation
Cellular component (GO): nucleus; tRNA (m1A) methyltransferase complex
Source: RefSeq, a predicted model, not a curated record